This is a messenger RNA of Octopus bimaculoides (California two-spot octopus), 957 nucleotides long. RefSeq lists its product as uncharacterized. NCBI's taxonomy places the organism in Eukaryota, Metazoa, Mollusca, Cephalopoda, Octopoda, Octopodidae. Gene Ontology annotation, cellular component: membrane. The record is from RefSeq and is a predicted model, not a curated record.
UUAUAAUUAACGAAAGGAAUUAUAUUAUUUUUAAAAUGUUUAUAUGUAUAUAAACCAUGCAUAAUGUGUGAAAGUAGAGGUACAAAACAACUGUCAUUUUGAAACAAUAUUGCCUUCUAAACAUGGCGUUGACUUAUCGAGCAAAAGUUGUUAAAUAUGUCCUGUUAUGUUUGAAUAGCUUUCUUUUCUUUCUAGGUUUGUCUGGCAUUGUUACCUGUUAUUGUACCAAUCGCAAUAAAGAAGUGGUCUUUGAAAAUAUAAACAAAUUAAAUCCAACUGAUAACCAAUUUCGCGACUACAGAUUAACAGCUAGUGCUUAUCUUCUGGUUUCUUCUACUUUGAUAAUGCUAACUUUGACUAUCUUGGGCUAUUGUGGAACGCUGAAGGAACUCAAGUUCUUGCUUGUUGUCUAUGUUUUCUCCAUGGCAUUUAUUUUGGCAAUUGAGUUAUCUGCUUUCCUGUUAAAUGUCAUCACUAUGUCAACAAUCGAAUAUUCCAUGAAAGACACUUUGGAAAACAUAAUAAAAAAUGCUACGCUGAAUAAUACUUUGAAAGAGCAAAUUAAAAUGUUCCAGAACUUAACAAAAUGUUGUGCCAUUAGUCACAGAGAUAAGGAAGUGAAUUCUACCGCAAAAUGCGACCUCUAUACACAAGACUGUUACGAAAAAAUUUCGUACAUCUUAACUGAAAAUGACGCAGUUGUUUCAACUUUUUCUUUCAUAAUUUUUACCAUUCAAUGUGUUCUAAUGAUAUUAGCUUAUGUUUUUAUAAGUUCAAUAAGCAUUCACCAACAACAUUAAAACAGCAUUCAAAGUGUGUUUGCGGGGGUUUCCCCGGUCAUUAUGUCUAAAUUCGAUUAACACAUAAUAGGAUUCUUCUUCAAAGCGUACCUCUUAAGAUAUAAUUGUCUUUGUACUAUAAAAUUCUUAAGUUUUUCCAUUAAAUGGCUACGAUUUG